AUGCUCGGCUGCCGUGGCUGCCCAGGUUGCUGCUGCUGCUGCUGGAGGCAGCCACCCCAUGCCCUGAAGCUGUUGCUGUUGGUGCCUGUAGCAGCAGCCACAGAGGGUCCAAAUCGUUGUGAUACCAUAUACCAGGGCUUUGCGGAAUGUCUCAUCCGCCUGGGGGACGGCAUGGGCCGCGGAGGCGAGCUGGAGACUAUCUGCAGGUCCUGGAAUGACUUCCAUGCCUGUGCCUCCCUGGUCCUGUCUGGCUGCCCUGAGGAGGCAGCUGCCGUGUGGGAGUCACUACAGCAAGAAGCUCGCCGUGCCCCAAAUCCAGAUAACUUGCACACCUUGUGUGGUGCCCCCGUGCGCGUGUGGGAGCGUGGUGGGAGCCCAGAGACCAACCAGGAGACGUUGCGGGUGACAGGGCCUGCACCUGCCCCAGCCCCCACACCUUCCCUGUUGGCCGCUGCUUUGGCACUAGCUUGCCUCCUGGGGCCCCUGGCCUAG
This is a messenger RNA of Octodon degus (degu), 492 nucleotides long. It is a transcript of the gene Nrn1l, whose product is annotated as neuritin 1 like. Gene Ontology annotation, cellular component: plasma membrane. The record is from RefSeq and is a predicted model, not a curated record. Lineage: Eukaryota; Metazoa; Chordata; Mammalia; Rodentia; Octodontidae. The coding region runs from base 1 to 492 and encodes 163 amino acids. The transcript is spliced from 3 exons. Gene Ontology annotation, biological process: nervous system development; neuron projection extension.